UGAUCAAACUUUAUAGGAACAGGAUCAUUUCCCCUGCUCUUUUAAAAUUAAAUUUAAUUAGAAUCUAGGACUUUAGGAAAGGACCCUAAAAAAGUAAAUGUAACUGAAUUGGGGGAGGGAUGAUAGGAGAACACAUAAAUAAGAACAUGAGCUUGAAGGGAAAGCCUUUGGUUGGAUAAGGAGAGCUGCAGAGAUAGGACAGAGAAAAUCUUAGAACUAGACAGUGAAGAACUAUAGAGCUAUUAUGGCAGUACUCUUCACUGAAAAAGACCUCUAUGCUCAGCAUUUUGACCCCAAAAAACACCUGGAAAUGUAUUUUACCUUUCAUCCUGAGAAAGAAGACAUAAAUGUCCUUAUAGGUUUUGCUCUCAAAAAUCUUCACAAGGCAUUCCAUUUGGGUGGCAUUAAAGGAGACACCCUGAUUGAUAUUGAAAGUGGACACACCAUCUACCAGUUCCUCUCUGCCUGUGAAUGCUUUCGAGAGAUCAUCGCCACAGGUUAUAUGGAUGGGAUCCGGGAGGAACUGCAGCAAUGGCUGAGGAAGGAGCCGGGAGUUUUCAACUGGGGUUCAGUAGGGAAGUACGUCUGCGAGUUGGAAGGGGACAGAGAAAAGUGGGUCCAAAAGGAAGAGAAGGUCCGAAAAGCCAUCAAGCGAGUCCUGAAAUGUGAUGUGACCCAGCCCAACCCAUUGGCCCCUCUGUCUCUCCCUCCAGCUGACUGCGUGCUCUCCACGUUGUUCCUGGAAGUGGCUUGCCCAGACUUGCCCACCUACCGCUCUGCUCUGAAGAACAUCAGCUCCCUCGUAAAACCUGGGGGGCACCUGGUCUUAUUUGUUGCCCUGGAAGCAAAUUUUUACAUGGUUGGCCUGCAGCGGUUCUCUUGCCUCUUCUUAGAUCAGAAAUGUGUAGAAGAAGCCGUGAAAGGGGCUGGCUUUGAUAUUGAGUGGCUGGAAGGGACCAAGGUCAUCUUUCCACCAGCUUUGUCUGAUGUUAAGGGAGCAUGUGUGCUGGUUGCCAGAAAACGCUGAAGCAGGUGUGGUGGCAGGGAUAAAUGGCUAGUACAUCACAAGUGCUGAUUUCCCUUUUUAUUGUUAUGCUUACACAAUCCUCCCUUCCUUAAGAGGGAAGAAGUUGGUUGUUGUGGGUUUUCCGGGCUGUAUUGCCGUAGUCUUGGCAUUGU
This is a messenger RNA of Eublepharis macularius, 1179 nucleotides long. RefSeq names its product nicotinamide N-methyltransferase-like. Gene Ontology annotation, cellular component: cytosol. Gene Ontology annotation, molecular function: N-methyltransferase activity. The transcript has 3 exons. The record is from RefSeq and is a predicted model, not a curated record. NCBI's taxonomy places the organism in Eukaryota, Metazoa, Chordata, Lepidosauria, Squamata, Eublepharidae. The coding region runs from base 245 to 1027 and encodes 260 amino acids.